Messenger RNA from Pseudoliparis swirei, 6940 nucleotides. It is a transcript of the gene erich3, whose product is annotated as glutamate-rich 3. NCBI's taxonomy places the organism in Eukaryota, Metazoa, Chordata, Actinopteri, Perciformes, Liparidae. The record is from RefSeq and is a predicted model, not a curated record.
CUCAUCAGUGAUCCUCAAGUGACAAGACUCCCAAGUUUGGACGCAUGCUGAGACUCCAGAACACUUCAAUUGAUUAUGAAAUUAUUAUAUGAGCGGUUUAUGCCAUAAAAUUUAAAGACUAUGUUUAAUAUAUUGUGUGACACAUAUUAUCACGACCACAGUGAGACACUGGAAGAUGGACAUCAGGAAGAAAAUGUUUCAGAAAUAUAUAAAAACUAAAUAUGUAAUCAGAUAAGACAAUAUACUAGAUAAUCUAUUGCAUCGCGUUAUUGUAGUUAUUGGCUUUUUUGUAUUUGUAUACACUAAUAGGCAAUGUGAAAUGUGUAAAGAAAUAGGUCUCCACAUCUCCACCAGAGGGCCACAGAGGACCUGCAGGUUAAGUGCAUCCUGGUCAACUGUAAAACAUAUUUAUAUUCUAUACAUACACACAUCUCUAAGGAAACUCUCUCACACAAUACUUCCACUGUUCAAAGCCCUUACCAUUACAGCUCUCUAAAUAUGUUAUAAUAAUCACUUUUCUGCCUAUACUUUUUUUAAUUGAAUUUAUUUUAAUUGAAUCAAAUGAUGAAAAAUAAGUACAAUUUUGAGGUUUAUUGUGUUUCCUCUUUCCACGUCUACUCAUCUACAUUUCAAAGGGAAAUAUUGUCAUUUCAUACUCCACUAAAUCUAUCUGACAGCUGCAGUAACUAUUUACUUUACAGAGGUUUUACACACAAAAAAUAUAAGAUAAGAUAAUCCAUUAUUUGUCUCAUUGCCGGUUAUUAAACUUAACUAUAUUAACUAUAACAGUGUUAUGUUACAUCAGUAUUAACAGUAAUGCCAUAUAUAAUAAUAUAUCACGGACAGGGACCACAUUUCUGCAGAUCAAGAUAUUUUACUUGAAUACUUUGAGUACAUUCUACUGACAAUACUGUACCUAUGUACUUUGCUGAAGUAGUAUUUUGAAUGCAGAACUUUUACUUCUAAUUUAUUUGACCCCAUAAUGGUACUUUUACCAACGUAAAGGAUCAGACUUCUUCCACCACUGAUUAAAGAUGUACAGUAUUUUACUUAGAAGAAGCUGACACGCUCGGCUACUUAUCAGAUGAAUUUAUUAAUGAAUUAAUCUGUCUAAAAACAUUUUAUUUCAGAGUGUGUGCCCGGAUGCAGUGUGGUUUUAUCCGGCACUGUCCUGGUUCAGAUGCUAGUGGGACUCUCUGUAAGUGGAAACCAGCCCCAUUUGGCAUCACCGUCACGUGACCUCCCAUGGCAACCGGCGAGCGUCAUCAGUUCCGCUCCGCGAGCAGCGCAGCCUCAGUCCCUCCGGCCGACUUUAGAGCAACUCCGCCGGGUUCCUUUCGGACUCCACAUCGGCACAGGUGUCUUCCUGCGAGCCCCGCGGCCAUUGUUACCUGAGCUAUUGUUGAGAGUUCGAGCUGAGCACCAUGAGUCACCUCAACCCGGGACUUAUUUCUGUCUACAACAGCCUCACAGACAGACACCUGGCUGGAUACUUCAGCAACACUCGGCUCAGGAGACACCUGCAGAGAGCAGGACUGAUCAGCAGGAGUGGGCGCAUCGUUCCAGACAAGGAGUACCGACACAAGCUGAUCCACAGGAACCACCAGAGACACGUUCGAGAAUGCCUGGCCCAGGCGAUUUUCCACAAGGUGCUGGAGAUGGAGCGUGUCCAUCAGAUAGAGAUCAAAAGGAAACUGGAGGAGUUUGCGAGGAGGGAAAGAGUGCACAAGUUCAAAGUGGAGCACUCUAAAAGGUACGAAGAAGACACGGUCAUCAUCCUGUCUCCGCGGCCACCCACGGGUGCCAGGUGCAUCCGAAAGCAACACUCUGGGCCCGAGGGGGAACACUCUGAAUCCUCCGAGUCCCCGGGCUCGUCCCGACCCAACACGGCUCCGGGGAAGAUGCAGAGGCCGGUGCGCCUGAAGCCGAUCCACAGCAGCAGCACCACCGCGUCGCUCCGACGCAGCUCCCCUCACCGACUGCUGGAGUCCUCCAACGACCAGGAGCAGCCCUUCAACUGCACCAUGGACAAGGCGUCCCGGAGGCGUUUGACCACGACGGAGCCCUCCCGGGGCAUCUCGCCCUACUGCCUCCCGGUCGUCAACAACUUCGUCACCCCGGUGCCUCCGGCCACGAAGAGGAAAGAGAGGGGGUCAAAGGUCACCACGAGCGGCGCGCUCCGAGGCCGCAGACUGCGUCCCACCACGGCCUCCAGCGGCGCUGACGACCCCCCCAUGCUGAGGAGCUCCGUGCACCAGAGCAAAGUGUGUGUGAACAUGAUGUACUUCGGUAAAUCGGUGCAUCUCUCCCACGACAUGACGGACAUGAGGGAUGAGGCCAAAGUGUUUCAGCAGCACUGCGGAGGAGAGAACCUGUGUGUGUUCAAGGGCAAGCUCCGCGAGGGAGAGACUUUCCAGUUUAUUUCCAGGCGACACCGAGGUUUCCCCUUCAGCUUGACUUUCUUCCUGAACGGGCUGCAGGUGGAGCGGCUGAGCUCCUGCUGCGAGUUCAAACACAGGAAGGGCCCCCGGCUCGGGGGCCGGCACGGCCACUUUGGGUUCUGCAGCGUAGAGAGAGCCUCUCCCUGCUACAAGUGCAUCAUAGCGAUGGGAUUGGACAAGAAACCCACUCCUCCACCGAAGAGGGUCAAAGAAGAUGAAGGCGGAGAGGAGUCCCUCAGCAGCCGUAAGGAUGCUCCUGAGAUGGAGACGGAGAGGACCGGAGACAACGCUGCAGCCCGGUCAGAGGGGGGAAGCCGCCAACCACAGGAUACCGACACUCACGGCAGAGAGGAAGAAACGGCAGCCGACGAGGACAAAGUCAGAGACGAUUACGAGGAAGACUUUGAAGGAGACGACGAAGGCCCUCCACAAGGCGUGGAGGCAAAAGAAAAGAAAUCCUCGCCUCCAUCUGGGGAAACUGAAAGGCGGGUUGAUGAGAGAGACGCCUCCGAGACUGAAGACGACGAGAGGGAUGAGGACUUAAAGUCUCAUUCAGGCUCCAGCUCCUCAGGCAGCGACGGGGAUGAGAGCGAUGCCGAAGACUCCAAAGACGGCAGAGAGGACGAGAGAGCAGAGCGACCUGUAGAGGUCGAUCAGGAGGAGACUGUUGGAAACAAAGAUGGACCCAAUCCACAAGAAGCCGAGGCCGCGCCCGCCGCGCCUAAAGACUUAGGCACACGGGACAGUACGGAGACGGAGGUCUACGACACCGGCGAGAAGAAACAGAGUGACGACACCUCAGGAGACAAAGAGGUGGAGAAAACGGUAGAUGAGAAGAAACAGGAGCGAGCCAAAUCAGUGCAGGAGAAGCUGGCAGAAGCCAUACUGAAGGAGUCCCAGUGCAGCUCGGGGCCCGAACUGAGCGACACCAGCACUGAGGAGGAAGAGGAGGCGGAAGAGGAGGAGGAAGAGGAGUCCACAGAUAAAGGCCCUAAACAGGACAGCCAGGAUGCAGCUGCGGUGAAGUCUGUGGCGUUUACACAACGGCAAGAGAUUCUCGAAGAGGUGGCAGAAUGCGAGGAAGGUGUCGUUGGUGAAACUGAAGUGGUGAAGGAUCGCGACGGGACGUCUGAACCGAAACACGCCGAGCGAGAGGAGAGCGGCGAUCGCGCCGAAGAUGAGACGGUCAAAAUAGAAGAAGAGGCAGAUGAACCGGCGUCGCCAGAAGAAGACACAAACGCAGCAGAGAGCGAUAAACCCGAGGACACGGAAGACACGGCUCUGCAUCCGGUACCCGAGGAGGACAUCGUCGAGGAUGACCGGACUUCAGAACCUCGAGGAGACCUCGCGGCUAAAUCCGCUGACGGCGAGGCCGCAGAGGAGAACAGCGAGGAGGAGAAGAGCGAAGCUGAGGAGACGGGGCGAGGAACAAAAAGCGCCGAGGAGGAUGAGUCAUCGGCGUCGGGGUCGGAUAAAAAGACUGAUGAGACGGCAGCGCCUGAUGAUGCGGCGGGGAUGACGCCGAGCGAGACAAUGCAGAUGAAAGCAGAGCCCUCGGUGGAGCGAGAGGCCCUCGACUGUGAAGAGGCGCCCGAGAGCGACACAGAGGCGAGGCGGCGAGGAGACAGCGGGGACGGAGGCGCGGCGUCAGAGACGGAAGUCGCGGCGGAGGAUUCACGCAGCUCGCAGGAGGAGAGCGGCGACACCGCAGCGCGUCAAACAGAAGAUGCAAACGACGAGAGCCGCGGAGAGGAUGUUCAAGGGGAGGAAGUGACAGCAGCAGAGGAUGAUGAAGAUGACAAUCAAAAACGCGGGGGGGAUCCGGGAGAAGAGCACGCGGAAAAAACCUCAGAGGAAAUAAAUGAUGAGGUGGAGGAGAAAUGUGAAGAGGGAGGUAAUGAGGAAGAGAAGCAAAGAGAUCCAGAUGAGACAACAGAAGGUGAGAAUAGAGAGGAAAGUGAGGAGGAGGGUAAAGAUGAGACGGAAGAAGAGGAGAAUAAUGAGAGUGAGACAGGAGAAAGGAUAGAAAGCGAGGGAAACAUUUCCGAGUGCGCUAAAUGUGACUCGACCACGGAAGGAAAUGCAAAUGGAGAACGGGCCGAGGAACACCGCAGUGAAGAAGAAGUGAAGGUUGAGAAUGAAGACAAAUCAGAAAAGACAGAGAGGGACGAAGAUGGCGGAUGUGUCAAGAAUCAAAAUGCCGAGGAGGAGGAGGAGGAGGUGGACUCUGAAGAACAGGGAGCCGGUACUGGUGAAACUAAUGAGUGCGAACAGAUGAACACGGCUGCUGAGGAAAAGGAUGACGGAGCAGAAAAGAAAGAGGAAGAUCAGAAUGAGGACAAAGUGGAGACUGAAGACGAGGACCAAUCUGAAAAGGGAAAAGUUGGAACUGAGAAGAGUGCAGAAGGAGAAGAAACAUCUGAGAUACCGGAGGAAUCUGAGAAAAGCGGCGAUGCGGACUUGGAUAAUGUGAAAAUAUCUGAUGAAAAUAUUGCCGAGUCAGAGGACGCCGCAGACAGGGAAGCAGCAAAUGUCGCACAGGAGACUGAAACGGCUGAAGAGACGGCAAAAAAUACGAUGGAGGCUGAAGACGUGACCAAAGAAGGUGAAAAAGGAGGUGUUGACGUGGAGAAUGGUGAAGUUUUUACCAGAGCAGAGAACAAAGCUCACGAGGACGAGGGAGAGGCUCAAAGUGAGGGGAGGGAUGAUGUAACAAGAGCAGUGGGGACCGAAGAAGGGAGAAGAGCAGGGGGACCCACGGGAGGUCAGAGCACAGAGGUCAAAGAAGUUACUGUGCAGUCCGAAGAUGUGGCUGAAACGCGCGAAGACGAUAAAGUCGGCGAGGCUCCCGACGUCGCCGAGGUCGUACGAAGCGAGGCCGAGGCCGGGAACGCCGCGGUGGAAAAACAAGACGGAUCCACUAAAAAUGACUCCCGCGGCGACGGAAGUCACGGCGAAACAAAACGAGAUGAGAAUGUCGACCUUUGUGACCCUAAAAUCGAUUCAUCUAUGAAAACGAGCGACACCGUCCAGAGCAAUGUCAUCCAGGUCGCGGUCGCCUCUGCGGUCGAUCGGGCGGCGGCGCCCGACUCGGACGAUACCCGUCACAGGUUAGACAAGUCCACUGCGCCCUCUGACGCAACAGUUGACCUCUCCAAUGCUGCAGUUGACCUCUCCGCCGCCGCCGGGAACGGAGCCGACACCGAGGAGGCGAGCGAGGCCUCGGAGGAAGGAGCUAGUGUUCUGCUCAAUCCUCAAGCGCGGCCGUCACAGCUCCCACAAAACAACGACGUCACCGCCGCGGCGGGCGGCGACGCUCCGGAGGCCUCGGCCAGAGAGGACAACACGGAUCUGGUCACCAGCUGGGUGACCAUGCAUCAAACGUCAAAGUACUUUGAGACGUUCGUCGAGCCUUUGGAGGAGUUGAAGGAGUCGACUUCAGACGCGGAGGAGGCGAACGAGGAGGCGAAUGAGGAGGCGACGCAAUGCGACGAGCCGCCGAGAUCAGAGAGUCCACUCGUGACGGCGUCUAACGAUGCGGAAGGAGAGCAGGCGGCGAAAGACGGAAAUGAGGAGACCGAGGUGUCAAACUUCGAGAGCAAUCCCUCCGAAGACGGCGGACCGGGUGAGAGAGACACACCGCAAGAGAAGGAGGAGAAACUCUUGAUCCCGAAAACAGAGAGUGAACUACAUGAGAAGGAGUCUGUGAGCGAGCAGGACACGAGGUCAGGGGAGCACAAAGGAACCGGAGGAUCUCUGGACGAGGAGCAGGACAACUCUGAGCCGACGGACGUUUCUCAAACCGAAGUGGAAAGCUUCGUGGGUGCCAGCGUCAGACCCGAGAGCGUCUCUGAGAACCACACCGAGGAGGAAACUACCGAGAAUGUUCCAGAAACACAAACGGCAAUUGAAGAGGUGACGGAUGUUCCACCGUCGUCCCGAACAGAAGAGCAUCAACAACCUCCGCCGACCGGUCCAGAAGGGCUCUCCGGAUCGAAAGCGGAGGAACCGCACGAAAGCGAAGAAGCUCCGGUGAGGAGAGGCGACGAACCGAGUGGAGAAGUUACCGAAAUAACUGAUUUCACGACGUCCAAGUCCGACGACGGGAGCCAGGAGGAGUCCCGGCAGAGAGACGGCGGAGGACCCGAAUCCUCCGACGCCGGCGGAGACGAGAGAGACGUGCGGCUGAUCCAGGACAUCCAACGCACCGCGAGUAAAGACCGGCUGAGCACCUUCUCCGUGGAUGAAACGCUGUUCGGUCGAAGUUCAUAUCCUCUGCUGGCCGGUGCGAGGACGGAGAGUGGACAUUAGGGACCUCGGCCACUUCAGAGAAAUACACGGAAGAAGCUCGAUCACAGAAGGGAAUAUUUUUAAAUAACGAGCAGCUACAGACAAUCUGGUGGGACUAGAAACAAAUAGAAACAUUCGUGGUGAUCAAAAAAAUACUAUUUGGUUUUCAAAAUAUGAAGAAGAGGUUUUUUUUUAAAGCGAGUUUUGAC